AUGGGGACUGGCAGCCAACGUGCCUCGCUUGAUGGUGUCGCUUCUCCAGAACGCGUGGUCAGUCCAGGUCAGUCCUUAGCUGGUGUGCGUUCAUCAAAUGACAGUGAACGCCCGGGGAGCAACCCAUCCUCGCCCCCUCCGACGAAUGGCGUCAACGGAGCCCAUGACAGCGCGAGUCACUCAGAGGAUGAAAAGCUGGACCCUGUGGAGAGGUUGCAGCAAGAGCUCGAGCGCACGAGGCAGGAGAAGGAAAACCUCGCCACUCAAUAUCGCAAUCUGCUAGCUAAACUCACGGCGAUGCGGACAACGCUCGGGAAUAAAUUGAAGCAAGAUGCAGAAGAGUUGGACCGGCGAGAACAACUCGUUCAGCAACUCACUGUUCAGAACGAGGACCUCGAAGCAACAGUCGAAACCCUCAAGAUUGAACUCACCUCGUCUAACGAGGAAGCGGAACGCGCUUCACGAGAUCUAGAGGCCUUGAGAACUCGCGCGCUGCACGAGAAUACGCAAGAAUCUCUUACACGGGAGCGCGAACUUCGCGAAGCGCAGAGUGCACUCGAGCGCUGUCGAAUAGAGCGCGAUGAAUGGGAGCGGGAGACGUUGCAAGAACGCGUGUUGUUGGACGAGGCUAGGGCUGCUGCGGAUGUGCUCCGGCGAGAUUUGGAGCUCGAGAGAGAGGCCAGAGAAAGAGAGGCUGAUGAUCUAGAAUCCGAGAGACAGAAGGCUGUAAAUUUGCAGUCUGUGCUGGAGGACUUCCAGGCAGCGAAAGACCACGAAUUACAACAGGCAGUCAAGGAUUACGAGGCCAGGCUGAUUGAGGUCACUCAAUCCCUGGCCGAGUUUAAACACAGAGCUCUGCAAGCGGAGCUUCAGCUGGAGGAAUCGACUGUGAAUAGCUCGCGAACAUUGCAGCUUGAAAAGGAAAUCAAAGAGAAAAACCUCCUUAUCGGCAAACUACGCCACGAAGGGGUCAUUCUCAACGAACACCUAAUUGAAGCGCUGCGUCGGCUACGACGUAACUCGAGUGAUACGAACGUGGAUCGACGUCUCGUCACAAAUGUUCUUCUUCAAUUUCUUGCGACACCCCGCGAAGACGCGAAGCGCUUCGAGAUGCUCGGCCUCCUCGCCUCUAUACUCUCUUGGACAGAUGCUGAACGCCAGCGAGCGGGUCUCCAAAGAGGCGCCGGACUGCCAUCGGCAGGCAGCGCUCUAUUCUCUCGUGGAUCUCCUCAAAAGAGUCGCCCGCCGGAGCUUGAGAAGACGGACGAGACAGAAUCGUUCUCGAGGCUCUGGGUCGAGUUUCUACUCACCGAGGCUGCCUCUGGUGACCCCGCCUCCCCCCACUCCCAAACUGGGGCUACACCUCCGCGCCGCGACACAUCUCUUCCAGGUACCCCAACUGUACCGAUACAUCCCCUCCGCGCGCCAUUGCUCUCUUCAACAGCGAUGGCCAGCUCACCGAACCUCACACUCAACUUCCUCUCGUCGCCGUCACGCAAGGGCAAGGAACGCGCUUUGGAUGCGUGA
Molecule: messenger RNA, 1527 nt
Organism: Heterobasidion irregulare TC 32-1
Lineage: Eukaryota; Fungi; Basidiomycota; Agaricomycetes; Russulales; Bondarzewiaceae
Exons: 6
Coding region: 1-1527 (508 amino acids)
Biological process (GO): Golgi organization; endoplasmic reticulum to Golgi vesicle-mediated transport
Cellular component (GO): Golgi apparatus
Molecular function (GO): small GTPase binding
Source: RefSeq, a predicted model, not a curated record